UACAAAAACUCGUCACUUUGGUUGUGAGACUACUGAAACUUAACAGAAGGGUUGACAUUUGCAGCUAUUUACAUAAUGAGCGAGCAGUUAAGUUGACGUACUGCUUUAUUUGAGUUGGUUCAAAAGAUGUUCAGCAUGAUUUGGAAUUUUAGUUUGACGUCAUUAAGCUGAUUAUUGACUGAUAAUUGAUCUUGCUUGUAAUAUUCGACCGGAAAUUGUCACACCAACUUACGUAUGCGUACCACAUCCGAUAAUAAAUAUGUAAACAUAUGUAUGUAUGCGUGCAUAUAAACCCAAUGUUCCCAUUGGGAUUUCAAUCCACUCAACUUUACUUAUUGCGAUUUCUUACGUUACGUCAAACGAUCUUUCGGAAAAAAACUUGAAAUUCCGAAAAUUUUUAUACUGCAUUCGCACACACAAAUGCAAGGAAUAUUGGUCGGGUGCGGAAAUCCGUUGCUCGAUAUAUCGGCAACUGUGGAUGACAAUUUUCUGCAAAAGUACGAUUUAAAACCAAAUGAUGCGAUAUUGGCUGCUGAAAAGCAUAUGCCGCUUUACAAAGAGUUAGUGGAGAAGUAUAAUGCUGAAUUUAUUGCUGGUGGUUCUGUGCAGAAUUCAUUACGAGUAUGUCAGUGGAUGUUGCAGAAGCCUAAUACGGCUGUAUUCUUCGGUUGCAUUGGCCAUGAUAGUUAUGGAGAUAUCUUAGAUGAGCGAGCACGAUCAAACGGCGUGGAUGUACAUUAUCAACGUACCAAUGACGCGCCCACAGGUACUUGUGGUGUUCUAAUUACCGGCACACAUCGUUCGUUAUGUGCAAACUUAGCUGCGGCCAAUCAUUUUACCAUAGACCAUUUGCUUACACCUGAAAAACAGAAGCUCGUGGACAAUGCCGAGUAUUUUUAUAUAUCUGGUUUCUUCCUUACGGUUAGCCCGCCAAGCAUUCAGCAUAUUGCCCAACAUGCGCACAAACAUAAUCGCACUUUUCUUAUGAACUUGAGUGCACCAUUCUUAUCGCAAUUUUUCCGUGAACCAUUAAUGGCUGCAUUACCUUACGUGGAUAUACUUUUCGGGAAUGAAUUGGAAGCGGAAGCAUUCGCAGCUGCUCAAGGUUGGGAUGAUAAGGAAUUGAAAGAGAUUGGAAAGAAAAUGUUGGGUUUACCUAAACAGAAUUCCAAUAGACCACGUAUAGUGGUCUUGACACAAGGUCAUUUACCUGUAUUACUCAUACAAGAGAAUUCCAUUGAAGAAUUUCCAGUAGAACGUUUAGAGCCCAACGAAAUCGUCGACACAAAUGGUGCUGGCGACGCAUUCGUUGGUGGUUUUUUGGCACAGUACAUACAAAAGAAGCCACUGAGCGUCUGCAUACGCUCAGGAAUAUGGGCAGCAAGACAAAUUAUCCAGCGUAGUGGCUGCACGUUCGACGGUUUACCUGAUUUCAAGGAAUAAUUAUACAGACUAGAAAGAAAUCAAUAAAAACGCGAAUUUUUUUAUAUUAAAUACAUUCGAUUCGCAUGAUUCGAAAAAAUAAUUUUGUACUACUUAAAAACCGCGUACGCAUUAUUGUCCUGUUGAUUACCUAAGGUCUAUUACAAACGCUACCACUUAACAAAGACGAGUUUAAAUUGCAGCAAAGCAAUAAAAUUUUAAUAAUGAGUGAUUUUUAUGGCAAUACGCUUGAUGGUGCACAAAAAUUCAUUGUUCUUUGACAAAUUAUGAAAGUUAACUAAUAAAAAUUUAAAAAGAAGGCAAUUAAAAACUUUUGUAAAUACAAAUACA
Molecule: messenger RNA, 1773 nt
Organism: Bactrocera tryoni
Lineage: Eukaryota; Metazoa; Arthropoda; Insecta; Diptera; Tephritidae
Gene: Adk2
Product: adenosine kinase
Exons: 5
Coding region: 421-1443 (340 amino acids)
Biological process (GO): purine ribonucleoside salvage
Cellular component (GO): cytosol; nucleus
Molecular function (GO): adenosine kinase activity
Source: RefSeq, a predicted model, not a curated record